Molecule: messenger RNA, 1098 nt
Organism: Mucor velutinosus
Lineage: Eukaryota; Fungi; Mucoromycota; Mucoromycetes; Mucorales; Mucoraceae
Exons: 5
Coding region: 1-1098 (365 amino acids)
Cellular component (GO): nucleus
Molecular function (GO): methyltransferase activity
Source: RefSeq, a predicted model, not a curated record
AUGGCACCAUUGCGUCAGUUGGAAUUUUACUCUGGUAUUGGAGGCAUGCAUUAUGCUGCCAAGCUGGCUGAUUGGGAUGUGGAGAUUGUCAAGGCAUUUGAUAUCAACACGGUAGCCAACGAAAUCUACAGACACAACUUUGAUCCCAAAACAGUGGGACAAAAUUUGAUAGAAACACUGUCAGCAAAGCAUUACGACGCCCUCGCUGCUGAUAUCUGGACCAUGUCGCCUCCUUGUCAACCUUACACUCGUAUCGGCCUUCAACAAGGCAGUGUGGAUGCUCGUGCCAAGAGCUUUUUGCAUCUGCUCAACGUACUGGGAGAAAUGGAGCACAAGCCAAAGUAUAUCUUGGUGGAAAACGUCAAGGGAUUCGAGGAAUCUGACUCUAGAGACAUGCUUGUUGACAAGCUGACCCACUGCGACUACACAUUUCAGGAAUUCCUCCUAACACCUCUACAGCUGGGCAUCCCCAACUCUCGAAUGAGAUACUAUUUAUUAGCCAAACUAAAGCCAUUGACAUUUGCAAAGCCUGUGACAGGCACCAUCAUUGGCUACAUUCCACUGUCAACACACAUGUCGACUGAAUUUAUCGAUACACGAGGCAUCACGGACGAGGAGAAACUGGUCGAUGAAUCUGUCACUCCUGUGGAUCCACUAUCAAAAUACUUGGAGCACGAUAGCCAGUAUGAGCAGUAUUUGGUGCCUGAUAAGGUGCUGGCCAAGAACAGCCAUGUGUUUGACAUUGUGAAGCCAGAUGGACAUCGCAGCUGUUGCUUCACCAAGGGUUACUUUCACUAUGCUCAGGGGACAGGGUCUAUUCUGCAGAUGAACCAAGAUGUGGAUACUGCAGGCGUCUUUUCCAAAGCAAUGACAUUCAAGGGCGUGGACGAGGACAAGCAGCUAGAGCUGCUACGUACCUUGAAACUGAGAUACUUUAGUCCAAGAGAGGUCUCUAAUCUAAUGGGCUUUCCUCAAGAAUUCUCAUUUCCAGACACCAGCACCAUCAAGCAAAAAUACAGAACACUGGGCAACAGUAUUAAUGUUAAAUUGGUGUCCGAGUUGAUGCGUUAUCUGAUGAAGGAAGGAAAUACCCCUUAA